AGUGGGAAGGACAGGACCCCACUCACUCCCUCUUAGGGUGGCCUGUGCCUGCUUGGUGCCUGGUGUGACGUCUCUCAGGAUGCCUGAGCCGGGGAAGAAGCCAGUCUCAGCUUUCAGCAAGAAGCCACGGUCAGUGGAAGUGGCAGCAGGUGGCCCUGCCGUGUUCGAGGCCGAGACAGAGCGGGCAGGAGUGAAGGUGCGCUGGCAGCACAGAGGCAGCGACAUCAGUGCCAGUGACAAGUACAUCCUGGCUGCAGAGGGCACACGACACACACUGACAGUGCGGGAGGUGGGACCUGCUGACCAAGGGGCCUACGCAGUCAUUGCUGGCUCCUCCAAGGUCAAGUUCGAACUCAAGGUCAUAGAAGCAGAGAAGGCAGAGGCCAUGCUGGCCCCUGCCCCUUCCCCUGCUGAGGGCACUCAAGCCCCUGGAGAAGCCCCGGCCCCAGCUGCUGAGCUGGGAGGAAGUGCCCCAAGUCCUGAAGGGUCAAGCUCAGCAGCUCCCAGCGGCACCACCCCUGAAGCCCCCGAUGACCCCAUUGGACUUUUCGUGAUGCGGCCACAGGAUGGCGAGGUGACUGUGGGUGGCAGUAUCACCUUCUCAGCCCGCGUGGCUGGGGCCAGCCUCCUGAAGCCACCCGUGGUCAAGUGGUUCAAGGGCAAGUGGGUGGACCUGAGCAGCAAGGUGGGCCAGCACCUGCAGCUGCAUGACAGCUACGACCGCGCCAGCAAGGUCUAUCUGUUUGAGCUGCACAUCACCGACGCCCAACCUGCCUCCGCUGGCGGCUACCGCUGUGAGGUGUCCACCAAGGACAAAUUCGACUGCUCCAAUUUCAACCUCACUGUCCACGAGGCCAUGGGCCCCGGAGACCUGGACCUCCUAUCAGCCUUCCGCCGCACGAGCCUGGCUGGAGGUGGUCGUCGGAUCAGUGACAGCCACGAGGAUGCUGGGAUUCUGGAUUUCAGCUCACUGCUGAAGAAGAGCAGCAGCUUCAGGGCCUCGAGGGACUCAAAGCUAGAGGCACCAGCAGAGGAGGACGUAUGGGAGAUCCUGCGGCAGGCACCCCCAUCUGAGUAUGAGCGCAUCGCCUUCCAGUACGGCGUCACUGACCUGCGUGGCAUGCUGAAGAGGCUCAAGGGCAUGAGGCGAGAUGAGAAGAAGAGCACAGCCUUUCAGAAGAAGCUGGAGCCGGCCUAUCAGGUGAGCAAAGGCCACAAGAUCCGGCUGACCGUGGAGCUGGCCGACCCCGACGCUGAGGUCAAGUGGCUCAAGAAUGGUCAGGAGAUCCAGAUGAGUGGCAGGUGCAGCCCAGGGUCGGGGGGUCUGGGGCGGAGGUGGGGAUCCCCACAACCUCACCUCCUGCCCAUCUCCACACACGUGUCUAUGACUCUGUGGCUCUCAGCUCAUCUCUCUGGGUCUGAUUUCCUGUCCUCUUGCUCUUGCCCCUCCCUCCCCCUCUCUCCUUUUGUCUCGGGCUCACUUCCUCCUGUUGGGAACGCUCCAAUGACCCCUUCUGUUCCACAGCAAGUACAUCUUCGAGUCCAUCGGUGCCAAGCGCACCCUGACCAUCAGCCAGUGCUCGCUGGCAGACGAUGCAGCUUACCAGUGCAUGGUGGGUGGGGAGAAGUGCAGCACAGAGCUCUUUGUCAAAGGCUGAAGGAUGGGGUGGAGCUGACCCGGGAGGAGACCUUCAAAUACCGGUUCAAGAAGGAUGGGCGGAGACACCACCUAAUCAUCAAUGAAGCCACGCUGGAGGACGCGGGGCACUACGCGCUGCGCACCAGCGGGGGCCAGGCGCUGGCUGAGCUCAUCGUGCAGGAGAAGAAGCUGGAGGUGUACCAGAGCAUCGCAGACCUGACGGUGGGUGCAAAGGACCAGGCCGUGUUCAAGUGCGAGGUCUCAGAUGAGAACGUGCGGGGUGUGUGGCUGAAGAAUGGGAAGGAGCUGGUGCCCAACAGCCGAAUAAAGGUGUCCCAUAUUGGGCGGGUCCACAAACUGACCAUUGACGACGUCACACCUGCUGACGAGGCUGACUACAGCUUUGUGCCCGAGGGCUUCGCCUGCAACCUGUCGGCCAAGCUCCACUUCAUGGAGGUCAAGAUUGACUUCGUACCUAGGCAGGAACCACCCAAGAUCCACCUGGACUGCCCAGGCCGCGUACCAGACACCAUCGUGGUUGUAGCUGGAAAUAAGCUACGUCUGGACGUCCCUAUCUCUGGGGACCCUGCCCCCACCGUGAUCUGGCAGAAGGCCGUCACGCAGGGGAAUAAGGCCUCAGCCAGGCCAGCCUCAGAUGCCCCAGAGGAUGCAGCUGACAGUAACGAGUGGGUGUUUGACAAGAAGCUGCUGUGUGAGACCGAGGGCCGGGUCCGUGUGGAGACCACCAAGGACCGAAGCAUCUUCACAGUCGAGGGGGCAGAGAAGGAAGAUGAGGGCAUCUACACAGUCACUGUGAAGAACCCUGUGGGCGAGGACCAGGUCAACCUUACAGUCAAGGUCAUCGACGUGCCAGACGCUCCUGCGGCCCCCAAGAUCAGCAACGUGGGCGAGGACUCCUGCAUGGUGCAGUGGGAGCCACCUGCCUAUGAUGGCGGGCAGCCUGUCCUGGGCUACAUCCUGGAGCGCAAGAAGAAGAAGAGCUACCGGUGGAUGCGGCUGAACUUCGACCUGAUUCGGGAGCUGAGCCACGAGGCGCGGCGCAUGAUCGAGGGUGUGGUGUACGAGACGCGUGUCUACGCAGUCAAUGCCAUCGGCAUGUCCAGGCCCAGCCCUGCCUCCCAGCCCUUCAUGCCUAUCGGUCCACCCAGCGAACCCACCCACCUGGCAGUAGAGGACGUCUCGGACACCACAGUCUCCCUCAAGUGGCGGCCCCCGGAGCGCGUGGGAGCAGGAGGCCUGGACGGCUACAGCGUGGAGUACUGCCUGGAGGGCUGCUCAGAGUGGGUGGCUGCCCUGCAGGGGCUGACGGAGCGCACGUCCAUGCUGGUGAAGGACCUGCCCACAGGGGCCCGGCUGCUCUUCCGAGUGCGGGCACACAAUAUGGCGGGGUCUGGAGCCCCUGUUACCACGACGGAGCCGGUGACGGUGCAGGAGAUCCUGCAACGGCCACGGCUUCAACUGCCCAGGCACCUGCGCCAGACCAUUCAGAAGAAGGUUGGGGAGCCUGUGAACCUCCUCAUCCCUUUUCAGGGCAAGCCCCGGCCUCAGGUGACCUGGACCAAAGAGGGGCAGCCCCUGGUAGGCGAGGAGGUGAGUGUCCGAAACAGCCCUACGGACACCAUCCUGUUCAUCCGGGCUGCUCGCCGCGUGCAUUCAGGCACUUACCAGGUGACAGUACGCAUUGAGAACAUGGAGGACAAGGCCACGCUGGUGCUGCAGGUUGUCGACAAGCCAAGUCCUCCCCAGGACCUCCAGGUCACUGAGGCCUGGGGUCUUAAUGUGGCUCUGGAGUGGAAGCCACCCCAAGAUGAUGGCAACACGGAGCUCUGGGGCUACACGGUGCAGAAAGCCGACAAGAAGACCAUGGAAUGGUUCACGGUCUUGGAGCAUUACCGCCGCACCCACUGCGUGGUGCCAGAGCUCAUCAUCGGCAAUGGCUACUACUUCCGCGUCUUCAGCCAGAAUACUGUUGGUUCCAGUGACAGAGCGGCCACCACCAAGGAGCCCGUCUUUAUCCCCAGACCAGGCAUCACCUAUGAGCCACCUAACUACAAGGCCCUGGACUUCUCCGAGGCCCCAAGCUUCACCCAGCCCCUGAUGAACCGCUCGGUCAUUGCAGGCUACAACACUAUGCUCUGCUGCGCUGUCCGGGGUAGCCCCAAGCCCAAGAUUUCCUGGUUCAAGAAUGGCCUGGACCUGGGAGAAGAUGCCCGCUUCCGCAUGUUCAGCAAGCAGGGAGUGCUGACCCUGGAGAUUAGAAAGCCCUGCCCCUUUGACGGGGGCAUCUAUGUCUGCAGGGCCACCAACUUACAGGGCGAGGCACAGUGUGAGUGCCGCCUGGAGGUGCGAGUGCCUCAGUGACCAGGCUGGCUCCGAGGAUGGCCAGGUACAACUGAUGCCAGCCCCGUGCCAGGAGCCUGGAGGGAAGUUGGGGAAACCCCUCUCUGCUGUUGGAUGCGUGUGUGACAAGUGUGUCUCCUGGGCUGCAGUGGGGGAUCAGCAGGGCAGUUGUGUUGGGUGGGCCUGGGUAGGUGUUGCAGACUGGUCCACAGGGCUCCUGACAGAAGCUCCUGGAUCUUUGGAGUGAAAUGGGGGUGGCCUCAAGAAACAGCGUCUGGGGACCUAUCUUUCUGGCCUGCCAUAUCUUCCCAAUGUAUACCAGGCAAUAAAAAAUUAGUGGUCAUAGAGAA
Messenger RNA from Callithrix jacchus (white-tufted-ear marmoset), 4350 nucleotides. RefSeq names its product myosin binding protein C3 (gene MYBPC3). Gene Ontology annotation, cellular component: M band. Gene Ontology annotation, biological process: ventricular cardiac muscle tissue morphogenesis; sarcomere organization. The record is from RefSeq and is a predicted model, not a curated record. NCBI's taxonomy places the organism in Eukaryota, Metazoa, Chordata, Mammalia, Primates, Cebidae. Gene Ontology annotation, molecular function: myosin heavy chain binding.